CAAAAUCAACAAGCGGCGGCGGCGGGCGGCUAUUUUUUUGUCGCAUGAAUUUUCAUAAUCAUUCUGUGAAUUUGAUCUUUUUAUUAUAUCCAACGUAAUUUUCAAUUAUUGAAGCAGUGUUUCACGUGACCAGUAUUUUUUUUUACUUUUUGUAACUGGAAAUUAUGUUUAGUUUUCGUUUGUAGAAGUGACAGAUGUUUCGUUCGUAAACGCGGCAAUAAAAGCUUCCCGAACCUAAAUAGCACCAAGAAAUGGAAGAAACCAAUGCAAUUCUAUCUGAAAAUGACUCAGUUCACGUUAUAUCAGAUUCUUCAGUGCCAACGGAUGACAGCAACAAGGUGCCAUCAAAGACAUACUCCAACGGGAACUCCUCCAACCUCUUCCCGGAUAGUCCUGUGUAUGAACCCGAAGACAGCCAAAUUGUUGACAUGAAGAGUGAUAACACAAUUUCUCUCAUUGAUGACGACAAGAACUCUGAAAAUAUGAAGAACAAAAAUGAUGAUAGCACACAACAAGGAAAGAGGAAACUCAGCAACGGUUCUGGUGAUAACAGUGCCAAGAUUCCGAAGCUGGACAGCGAAGACUUCAAAAUAUUGUCAGAACCUCUUGAUGAGGAAGUUUCCAAAAUCAACAAGUCAGCCAUGUCAAAACUACAAGAUGACGUAGCCGGGCCCUCAACAUCCCGUGUCCGCACACCAUCUCGAACUGGACGGACUCCUAAGAAAGUGUCUAAAAGGAGUAACAGCUCUGAAGUUUCAUCACCUCGGACUCCUAAAACAAAGUCCAGGCCGGCUAGUGCUGACAUUGUCAAACAAAGGAAAACACCGAAGAAGGUGCAAUUGGAACCGUUCAAUGAUAAAAUGUCAGAGGAGUUUCACAUUAUUAGCUCGGACAGCUCCACAUCUCGCCCCAGUGUGGAGUUUGUGAAAGAAAUACCACCACCCAAGGAUGCCUCCUGUGACCCAAUAGCAGAGGAGUCUGCCAGUGAUCUCAAUGACUCUCAGAACUUCCAUUUAGUACUUUCACCAUCUCCUGAGGAGGAUAGUGAAGAGAAGCCAAAGUACAAAUCAAAUAGUGACCCAAAUGUGGUAAAGGAUAGAGAAGAGGUCCUUGACCCAGGGAAGAUCAGUCAAACCAGGAGUGAGGGCUACAACUAUUCAGACCUGAGCUCCAAUCUCUCUCAGCCAAUCAAAUCCAAAGAUUACGGUAAAGAUAAAGCCACAGAUCAAGAGAGUACUGACAGUAUGUGCUCCACCAUCAUUGACAGCCCUGACACUAUCCCGACUGUCACUUCUAAGUUGAUCUCAAAACUUUCCAAUGGUAACUCCUCAACACCUACAGAACAAGCUUUGGAAAACACCAAACAUACGGCUGUGGGCGAUGGAGAAACUCCCGAUAUGCUCACAAUCAACGGCAAGAAAGGAAAGAGAGCACAUGAGUCUUUCAAGAUGAGCAACACCAAUACACCCUCAACCAUCUCGCCCCUGCAAAAUGGACACUCACUACCUAUAAAUACACCUCACAUUCCCACAUUCGACAUGCAUGUUAGCCACAAUGAAGACGGCGAAUUCAUGUCCUUGUAUAUUGUUAGAACUGACAAUGAUAUGGGCAUGGACAUGUAUAAAGAAUACCAAAGGUUCUCGAAAAGAUUCACUAUAGACCCCUACAUGGGUGAUAUAUCUAGCAGCAACUCUCCAAACAGUGUCACCAGCACUGGAAUGAUAUCUCUGCCGAACAGGAUCUCUUACGUGUCCACUACAAGCUCAACUUCUAACGCCAGCAGUCGGACAAGCGAUGGGGCUUUCGUUGUGCCGCAACCACCCAGAAAAUCAGUAUCGCAUCCAUCCUCAACCACCGUCAAAGGAUGCGAAGCCUUAAUGAAGAAGAUACAAGAGGUAUUUGCCCACGUCCGAGAGUCGUCCAUUGAUGAGGGAAAUCGUUCUACCAGCGACGAGAAAGUGUCUGUUGGCAUCCAGGCGUCACCUUCAAGCGAGGCCACUCUGAGCAACGGCAAUGCCAGUCCAGGGGAAGUUAGCAAAUGCGACAAAGCAACCCCUAAGAGCUCUCUCAAGAAGACGCGAGUUAGAGGCCGUCGACCCCUAGCCGGUAAAGCGAAGCGCGCCAUCCUGCCCACACAAGCCGAAGAGCCAGAAUACAUGCAAGGAAUCAACUCGCCAGAAAUGGUUCCGAGUACCUCCGAAAACGGGAAGACCUCACCAAAGCCGAGCAAAGAUGACAAGCCAUUAUCGACUUUGGUUGCAACUCCUAAGUCAGUUAACAAGUUGAAGCAAAAACGAAGCCGGCCAACGUCUCCUAGACCGGCUACUCCGGUUGAGAAGGCUGUUGUGAAGCCAGAAUACCCAGGAUACCCGCCUGGGACAGUGGUUCUAGCGCGAUGGGUGGACAGUUGCUACUAUUCCGGUAAAGUGAUGGAGAUAACUGAGCCUAACAAGUACUUGAUCAAAUUCGAUGAUGGGCAGUCCAAAGCUUUGUUAGAUGAGUUCAUAAUCUUUGGUAACAAGAAGUCUUUGCCGUUGCAAGGGCAGUCGGUGUAUGCCAUGAUAGAUGAGGAGCAGAACUAUGAGCCAGGGUUGGUUUUGGAGGUGGAAGAGAAUGGCAGUGGCACUGUGACGUAUCGGUGCACUACUGAUGGUGACACAACAGUAAGCGUGACAGCGAGCGAGCUGUAUCUCUCCGAAGACCAGGCCAAAUGCUACCGAGCCACUGCGCGGCCGCCGCCCCCGCCCACUACACCGCGCCGCCCGCGCCUCAGGGAACUAGACCUGGAUAAUAUUAUACAGGGUCCCCGGAGCGCCCGGUCGCGCGACAAGGGCAGCUCCAGCGCGAGGAAACGAGUCGCCUCACCGAAGAGUCCUAAAGCUUCUACCUCAGGCCUAAAAUCCAAGACCACGCCCGUCUCCCGCAAACGUGUAGCCAGCGAGAGCAGUUCCAUCAGCGAGAGCAGCAACUCGGCCCCCCCCGCGCGACUAGAGGAGGUGGCGGGAGUCGAGCCCGAGAUGCACAAGACGCCACGGAAGAUUGAUGGUGUUAAAGCGGGCCCACUGCAACUCAAAGGCGCGGCGAAACAGAACAUCGGCAAGAAGAACUCCAAACUGACAAAGUUCGAGAACGACGAAGCCACAGUCUCAGUACUGGGCCCGGCGCCGCCCGCUGACAGCGAGAUCUUCGCCGGCAUGCACUUCCUGCUCACGUGCACUGAGGCGCCGAGGCACACUGACGCUGAGAAGGAGAGCCGUCACUACUCGUCUGAAGACGACAGUUCAAUGGCCGGCACCGAUACCGAAGAGCUGGUGUUCACGGACAUCCCCUUCCACAAGGAGCGCCUGCGCGAGCAGCUGCAGGCCGGCGGCGGCGUCGUGCACAGCCACUUUGACGACGUACCAAAGAACAAAUAUUCCGUCUGCAAGCUGAUAGCACCUCGGCCCUGCCUCACUGCCAAGUACAUACAGUGUCUGGCGGCAGACAUAAGGGCGGUUCUACACACGUGGGUCAUAGCUUCCUGUACUGAUGGGCUGAAGGACUUUGACUCUUAUACGCUGCCUGCUGGGUGGUCGCUUUUCACUAACAAGUUUGUUAAUUGGGCGCCGACCUCGGGCAAACGCAGCACAUCAUUCUUCAAAGACAAGCUGAUCCUUCUCUGCAGCGACCAGGAGUCCUUCGUCAAGUUCUGGGACCGCGUGUGCACCCUCGCCGGAGCCAACACCAGAAUCAUCACCGAAGAAGACAUGAACAUGGGCUCACCUAUAGCCCUGGUCACCGACUGUGACUGCCCUCACGUGGUCCAGAAUAAAGCCAACCAAGAUAACAUCCCUCUAGUGUCCACCACCUGGGUUGUGCAGUGCCUGAUCGAAACCAGGGUCAUCCCCCCCACCUCCCACGACAAGUUUUCGUUCAUGUAUACGGAACCCGAAUGAUAUGACUUCAAAAAAGUGCUCAUAAUACGUGAAUUUUGACACUAAAGUGACAGGUUCGCGUGGCGGGGCGCUUUUUGUGAUCCGGUUUAAAGUGAUGGGUUAGUGCGGUGUGGACGCGAAGUUUUCGAUGUGUUUUUCAGGUUUCAAGUGUUGUCUCCUCUUGGCUGUUCUCUUUUCGACGGUUCUACGGACUUUCUAAAUGUUAGAAUGAUAUGAAAUUGCUGUUGUAUUGUAGUAGGAAAAACGUUUUCUGGAAAUUUUAAUUAAAUGGAAUAUUGUGAGAUAUAAAUUAUGUAUAAGGGAUUGUUAGGAGUCUGUCCCGGUUAACGAAAAAGUUA
Messenger RNA from Plutella xylostella (diamondback moth), 4273 nucleotides. RefSeq lists its product as uncharacterized. Lineage: Eukaryota; Metazoa; Arthropoda; Insecta; Lepidoptera; Plutellidae. Gene Ontology annotation, molecular function: histone binding. The record is from RefSeq and is a predicted model, not a curated record. Gene Ontology annotation, biological process: DNA damage checkpoint signaling; positive regulation of transcription by RNA polymerase II. Gene Ontology annotation, cellular component: nucleus.